This is a messenger RNA of Corythoichthys intestinalis (scribbled pipefish), 5791 nucleotides long. RefSeq names its product Smith-Magenis syndrome chromosome region, candidate 8a (gene smcr8a). Lineage: Eukaryota; Metazoa; Chordata; Actinopteri; Syngnathiformes; Syngnathidae. The record is from RefSeq and is a predicted model, not a curated record. The transcript has 3 exons. Gene Ontology annotation, cellular component: guanyl-nucleotide exchange factor complex. The coding region runs from base 515 to 3187 and encodes 890 amino acids. Gene Ontology annotation, molecular function: GTPase activator activity.
AGCUGGGUAAACAUGGCGUCAGUCUCACUGUGUAAUGAUAAUGUCGCUCCUGUCUGCUAACGGUGUUCUUGCUGGACGCACUUGUGAAGGAGACAACGUGACGGGAAUGAAGACAUGAAGAGAAGACGGAGAGAGUAUCGCACUUUUGUCGUCUCGUUCCUUGACAUUGCAUGGAAAGGUCUGAUGAUGGCCGGAUGCUGAGACUGGCGCUAUAUACGUAAUUGCUUUUGUUAGCGGGACACUGACCGGACUGCAUGUCAAAAAUUAACAUCGAGUUUCAUAUACUGUGGACUCAAUCCACGAUGCCAUAGAUGAACACAGGGACACAAUUUCCCCAUAGGAGUGUAUAUUUUUUGGUCGAUCCGUAUGCCAGCGUCUGUACACGAGACCACAAUGAUCAUCAGUGUGACUUAACAUUAUCUGACUUUCAGCCCUGCUCUCUGCCAGCCUCUUUAUAAUUUAUAGAUGAGCUGCACAGUGUGGCGACUCUCAUGCCUUGCUCUACAAUAGCACUAUGAUAGGUUCACCAGAUGUGGUGGCUUUCACAAAAGAGGAUGAUGAUUGUGAGACUACUGCUGACCCGUGGGCAAUUCCAGAGGAGUUCUCCAUUCCCCUCCAUCCUCCAGCUGACUCCAACCCCUGGGCCAAAACCUCCUACGCUAAGUUCACCAAAGACUUCAUCCUCAUUUCGGAGUUCUCUGAGCAAGUGGGUCCUCAGCCCCUUCUCACCAUUCCCGAUGACCCCAAAGUCUGUGGCACCUUUGAUCUCAAUUACUUCUCCCUGCGCAUCAUGUCAGUGGACUACCAGGCCUCCUUCGUGGGCCAUCAUCCCGGCAGCGGAUAUCCUCGACUCAGUUUUGUGGAGGACUCAAGGGUCGUACUGGGUGACUCUAAAGAGGGCGCUUUUGCCUACGUCCAUCACCUAACGCUGUACGACCUGGAGGCGAGGGGCUUUGUGCGGCCCUUCUGCAUGGCGUAUGUUUCAGCAGAUGAGAGGAAGAUCAUGUUACAGUUUCAGGAGCUCUCAGUUCGCUUCUCAAAAGCCUCGGAGUGCUUAAAGGCUGGCAACCGCAGAGCCUUCGCCAAAGAACUUCAGAGGAAGCUUCGAGACUUAGAGUACACUUACUCUGUUCUGCAGAGGGAGGAAGGCCUGCAGCGAGAGGCAGGAACACAGAGCAUGUACUCUGCUCAUGCUGUGGAAAAGGCCAAUGAACUCGCCAGUGUGGAAAAGAGCAUAUACGAACAUAGAGACCUCCUUAAACAGAUCAGCUCAUACCCCCAUCGUCCUCGCAGGGACCCUCAAGCUGUUGCGUGUCAGAAGUGUAUGAGCGAGUGUGAAGAGCUCUUUGGUAAGUAUGCCAGGCUAGCCAACCCCUUGAAUUGCAACGACGGAAGGGCGAAGGAAGGAGACGAUGUUCAGGGACAGAACGGUAAUGGAGGUGAAGUGGAAAUGGGUGAAGACGAAUGUGUUAAACGUAGGCCGUCCUAUACGCCGCAGCUAAUUAAAGCUAAGUCUGCAAAAUGUUUCGACAAGCGCCUCAAAACCCUCCAAGAGCUGUGCGAUAACGCCUUCUACGAUGCCACUGUGGAGCUUCUGAAGGAGACUGAAAGGAGUUUCCGAGGUGACCUAUGCUAUCUGCAUACCCGUCGCUUGGACCUAGCACUGCGGAGAAAGCAGAGAAUUAUUAACUUUCUAUUUGAGGAGGAACUCUGUGAAGAUGACUAUGAUGAUCUUGACGGCAGGGCAACAUUAAGAACAUUUUGCGCUAUGAACCAUGCUGUAGACAACUCCACACUCAUAAGUCCAGUACCUAUUGUAGUCGGACCAGAACCUUCAAAGCCUUACGACCCUCCCUGUGACACUAGCCAUGCUCAAGACCUCACGCGGGGAGACGGGAAUUUUAAUUCCUCGUGUUUUGACCAGGAUAUGGAUACCCAGAAGAGCUCUGAGAAAUCUAAUGGAAACUGUAGCAAUCAAACAAGUCUGAAGCCAGAGGUUCUAGAUCUUGAGUCUGACUCGACCCCAGAUUGCGAAUAUAAAACUGAUCUGGAUGCUAAGAGCAACAGUGAAUGGGUGGAGGCUGCUACUGAUGGAGAAAGGGAACCCAGUGCUUUGUUAGAAGAAACUACCAGGGAGGAGGAAUGCGAAGACUCAAAGUUAGUUCCGAUGGAUGCCACAUGCUGUAUGACUCAUGAAGGAUUUAUUGAUAAUCCGCCUGAUGUGGCGCCUAAUUUCACUGUUCACAUCCGAGAUACUCAAAUCCCGGUUGUCAACCAGGAGCCCCAAGCCCUACUUCCGCUCCAGGAUGACUAUGCCGUGGGAUCCCCGAGCUCAGAGAACCACACAGCUGGACUCCUUGGAGAUGGUGUGUCUCGUGCCUCAGUCGAGGACGGGUCUGAUUGUACCAUGAGUACAUCUACUGGUUCUGAUUGGACAACCUCCCCUCUGGGCAACGGGGGGAUGCUGACCCUGCGUCAGAAGAAGAAGGCGGGACAGGGGGCCUUGCGGUUCGUGCGACAGUACCCCUUUGCUAUACAGGCUUUGUGGUGUUUGCUGAGCGGCAGGACACUUGUAGUGCUUGGGGCUGAUGAGGUGAGAGUUCGUCGGCUGGUUUCUGCUCUGGCCCUAUUUGUACCUGCGCCGGGGAAAUGUGGAGAACGGGUGCAAGCUUGGCUCUGCUGUCCUUUCACCCUUACUGACCUGCAUAGGUGGAAACUUAUUGGAUUGCAAAGAGUGGCCUCCCCUGUGGGUUCAAGCAUGCUGUACUCACUGUCCCGCUACAGCCGCUACAUCUCCAUCUUGGAUGCCGACCAAAAGACGUUGCGCUGUCCACCUUAUUGCGGGGAACUGCUGGCCAACAUGGCUGACCACCGGACCUAUGUUCGCCGAGGUUCCACCUACUUCCUUCAUGUGCAGAGCAUACUUUGUCGUCUAGCGGCCAAGGCCUUUCUGUUCACCUUCACCCACCACCUCCACCUGCCAGUGAACACCACAGAGGGUCAAGAUGGCGUGGAGACCCGCCGCAACUACUUCCUUCAGGAGAGGCUGGGAGAUGACGACAGCCAGAUAGUGGUCUACCUCAGCCAGCUGAUCACUCAGCACUACCUGCACGCUGCUGACGAGCGCAAUGCAGCAGCGCAUUCUUUUAAUUUUAACUACACCACCAGCGUUUUAUACAAAAUCUGACCUUUUACAAGGAGACGGCGAGAUGCCAUAUCCACCUUUUUAGUUUUUAAUGGACUAAAGAUGAUCUUGCUCUUUAAGAUGAUCCUUUUAAUCGGCGAUCAAACCGCACAGUUUUUAUUAUAAUGAGUGUUGCACCGAUACUAAUGGUAUUGUUACUAAUAUGAUGUCAUCAUUAUCGGGGAGUACUAAGAAAUAUUGUGCCCAUUCUGUGCAAUAUGUAAUUUUCAAGAUCUACUAGUUUCCAACUGCUGGUUGCUCUACCCAAGAAGGCCACCAGCCACACACACUACUGUAAAAGAAAACAAAUGCUGCCCGCCCUGCCACUUCAGAUAGAUAGGACGUCUGCCACUAUAAAUAGAUUAUGUGUGAAACAGUGCCUGACCAAUCGAUGAUUGCAAUUACUUUACAGUCGAGUAUACAGUAAUUUAUUAUUAUAGCAUUUUUUUAAUUUGUAAAAUUGGUAUAGGUACAAAAUCGGCAUUGGCCGAUACCAGCCAGUAUCGGUGCAACACUAAUUGUAAUAUCUUUGCAAAGAUGCCUUGCUGUUUAUGUCUGGGCUGUGUUUGUGUGUGUCGUAAAUGAGCAAACCGUAGCGAAUGUCGGGAAGUGGAUUAGUUGUGAAAGCAUGUUGAAUCAAACAUGCACGCAUGCUGUAAUCCUGAUGCAGCAGCAAAAUGGCAAAUAUUUACAAAUAACGGGUUACGUUGCAUUAUGACACUCUUCAAGUGUGUAAUGUAUCGUUAUGUAUUUUUUUAUUACAAUACAGCAAAUGAAUUGGACACUGCUGUUCUUGUACAGAAAUAGCCAAUUUGGUCCCAGGCCAAUUUGCAAUAUUAUAUCCGUGAAACUUCAUGAGCACCAUGGAAAUUUGUUCCACCUUUGUCAACUACAACUUUCUCGCUGAUGAUUUUACAAUCACACUCAACUAUGCUGCUUUUAAAUCCUGUAGUAGACAUUUGUCCUUCUACCUACUUAGAAACAAUGUAGUCGCUGGUUUUACACAUGGACAAGCCGUGUUGGACUUUUAACAAUAGAUUUUAUGCUUGAAAACAUGAAGCAAGCAGUCCCAGAUGCUGUCUCGAUCUUGAUGAAUUUAAUUCUGUUGUCUUUACAUGAUAACGCAUGUCUUGGAGAAAUAAGUGGUCACAUAUAUUCUCCUUUGAGGGGCACAAAACAACAGAAAACCUGCCGACGACAUCUAUAGCGCUUUUUUUCUGGUAUUUGGAUUCUUGGGAACACUUCAAAGUUAUUUAACCCUAAUAUAAUUCAUUUCACUGUUGUCUUAAAGGUGCAAGAGUGUUGUGGCAUCAGCAUGAGCCUGUCCUGUGCCACAUCGAAUCAUAUCGAUAAUAUUUCCCGCUCUAUUAUGGGUGAAAGUAUUGUUAUGGACAGGAUGCCCAAGUUUGAUUGUUUUAUGUGAGGAAGGAUUAAUUGUGAGGUUUAUUUAUAAAGUGUGAUUAAAUGUUGCCUGAUCAGUGGUGUUUGUUGAAUGUAACCACAAAUCGUGUUUUUUUAAUUUAAAUAUUACCUGUAACACGUCUCCACAAAUGAAUAUCGGAUAUUUGAAAAGAGCCUUAUGAAAUAAUUCUAAUACGUCGUUCUAUUGGUCAUUCUGUGUUUUUGCUGUAUCAACUAUAUAACUGUACAUGUGAUUGCAUGGAGUUAAAAGGUCAGGGUGGGAAGGUCAAUGUUGUUGUUUAAAUGGUUAUUGAGCAUGAAGGCAUUUUUUUUUUGUAUCGCUUCUCUCAACUGUCUCAAAGACUAAUUUUAAUGUAGAGAUUUUAGCAUAUCCUUACAUUUCCCUUGACGCAUUUCUUUUAACGGGUUUGGUGCAUGUGACCUAUUAAAGACAUUUCUGUUCAUGUUUUUCGCUAUUUUCCCUGUACAGCAAAAAAAGUGAAUGUAAGCCAUACCACAGUGUGCUUAACCUGUAAACACUCAGUGUCCUUAAGUUACAUCUGCGUCAUAUCUGCAAACUUUUGGUGUAUGGUAAGGGGGUGGUGUUAUUUUCAGCAGAUUGUGUCGUUUAUUUUUAUUUUACUAUAUACUAGUGUUGCACGGAUACCAAUUUUGGGCUCCCGGUACGGAUUCCGACACCCGGUUGUGUGCUGAUACUGCACCUAUACAAAGUUUAUGGAAAAAAGAACAUUUUUUCCUUUUAUUACUACAUUACUUUAUACUGGAGUGUAAAUUAAUUCCUAUUAUGGAUUAGUCAGACACUGCUGAAUCUUUGGCUGCCAUCGACAGCACUUAGACGUCCAAUCCAUUUGAAGUGGGAGGGAUGGCAGCGACUUCAUUCGCUGCCGCCUUCCCACUUCAAGUGGAUUGGAUGUCUACUAUUGAUGAACUCAAUGAAAUUCACAGCAGAAGGAUGAAAAGAGCCAUGUGAUAAGACAUCUAUCAUCCUCAAUGCUCUCAGUUAAAUUUGUCCAUUAAUUUAUUUAAAGCCAUUAACAUUUUUGCACUUAUAUUGUGUUUCCUAUUGGAGUUAUGAGUCAUUGAUGUUCCUGACAGCCACUGUGAUAUUGACCAACUGACAGAUCAUUAAAAACAAGUGCUUCAAGAGAUUUGUCGUAGUACGUUUGGCUUCUCUGUGUGAUGUGC